Molecule: messenger RNA, 1631 nt
Organism: Caenorhabditis elegans
Lineage: Eukaryota; Metazoa; Nematoda; Chromadorea; Rhabditida; Rhabditidae
Gene: gtnt-32
Product: Glycosyltransferase family 92 protein F55C10.4
Exons: 7
Coding region: 12-1565 (517 amino acids)
Cellular component (GO): membrane
Source: RefSeq, marked reviewed
GACUAUACACAAUGAUUCCACGGCUACCUCGAUACUUUCUAAAAUAUUUUAUAAUUUUCACAUUUUUCUGUGUAACUUUUUGUUUUUUAAAACUUUGUCUAGGUGAAAAUGGAGUGGAAAAGAAAAACCACAAAACAAUUGAAGCUUAUCAAUAUACACACACAUUCAUUCAUUCAGCUUAUUACUAUCCAAAAUCGAAAUCACUCGGUGAAAAUGCUGUUGUUCUCGUUACCACAAUGAAUAAGAGAACAAUGUGGAAAAUUCUCGAUUAUAAAAUUAAUAUGAUAGGGACAAAUCAAUCCACACAUCACACCACGAGAGCAUCUCUUUCCACAGAGCAUCGAAUUAUUGAAAGAUGUGAUUAUAUGUUAAUUAUUGCUCAAACAAAUUCAAUCGACAACAUGGAUAAACUAGAAAUUGAAGCUGAAGGUGUUUUAGUAGAGAUACCAUAUAAAAAGCCCAUUUACAUCGCACCCAAACCUGUAAUAUUCUGUGUGUCCCCGCAGUUUGCCGCUGAACAAUGGCAAACAUUCUUAGUUCAACUUCACGUUUCAAAAAGAUAUGGUGCACACCUCCAGCUAUACAUUGUUUCAAUGGUUGAAUCUUAUUUUAAUUUAAUAUCAGAAUAUGAGAAAAUGGGAUUGGUUUCUAUCGAGCCAUGGCUAACUAUUAAGUUUUCAUCAACCGAUGGCCCAUAUCUUGAACCAAAUCGAAACGUCGAGCUUAGAAAUCAAGCAGGAGCACAUACAGAUUGUCUUUUAAAAUACAAAGAAUCUGCAAGUUUUAUUGGGAGUCUUGAUAUGGAUGACAUUCUCAUUCCAAACAAUGCCAACUCGUAUUACGAAGAAUUUGAAAGAGAGUAUGCUGGAAGCCAAUUCAUUAGUGCUUUACAUUAUGAUAAAUACGAUUAUAAAACAAUCAAAGUAUCAGAACUUCGAUCUCAAAGUCUAUCUGCAAUUGUAAAAAAUGCUGAACGUCUUUCAACCAAAGACACAGGAAAAUCAUUUGUUCGACCUGAAAGGUUUAAUUCGACAUGGAGUCAUUGGUCAAGAGCAGCUCAAAAGAAGCCGAUUUAUUUGGAUGGUUAUGAGAAACCAAUACUUAGAGAAUUGAAAACGAUAUCCAACAACGGAAUGUUUCAUUUAAAAAACAUGUACUUAACUGAAUUCAAUGAUCUAGGAAUCGGUCAAAUUCCACUGAACCCAACUGAUAAUGUUACUCAAUUGAUAGAAAGAGAACAUUUAGCAGAAAUUGAUGCCGAUAUGAAGAGAAUGCUCUCAAUGCCAUCUAUCUCGAAACUUGCUGAUAGUUUACCCAAAGAGGAAUUCUACAUGCCAAUCAUUUUCAAAUGCUACAAUGAAUCUUUUUAUCACCUUCGAGAUACUAAUCAAAUGCGUCCGGAUAUUCUUUGUGUUAAUGCAUACAGUUGUGAUCUUCCUCAACAAGUUGGCAAUCGAUGUGUUCAUUCAGAUGCCACGUAUCAUUCGGGUCCUCCAAUGUGGCCAAUAUCAUUUCAUUUUGCAACAAAUUCAUUUUUCUCUAGAGAUAUUGGAUGUUAUCAGUAGCUCAUCUUCUUAACUUUGACCGUUUAGUGAAUAGUUGAAUGUCGGCAUUACUGUCAUUCUGACCAA